This is a messenger RNA of Trypanosoma cruzi, 2571 nucleotides long. RefSeq names its product trans-sialidase, putative. NCBI's taxonomy places the organism in Eukaryota, Euglenozoa, Kinetoplastea, Trypanosomatida, Trypanosomatidae. Gene Ontology annotation, molecular function: exo-alpha-sialidase activity. The transcript has a single exon. The record is from RefSeq and is a predicted model, not a curated record. Bases 1 to 2571 code for a protein of 856 amino acids.
AUGCUCUCACGUGUUGCUGCAGUCAUGGCGCCCCGCACACACAACCGUCGCCGCGUGACCGGAUCCAGCGGAAGGAGGGAAGGAAGAGAGAGUGAGCCGCGGAUGCCCAACAUGUCCCGGCAUGUGUUUACUUCCGCGGUGCUGCUUCUACUUGUUUUGUUGAUGUGCUGUGGUACCGGUUGGGUUGCGGCCGCUGGGGGUAAAACAAGGAAUACCAUUGAUCCUUUUAAAGGGAGGGCGUCGAUAUCAUUUGCCAAUUGGAAGGAGUUUAACGAGGAUGGCGGCAAAAUCACCUCGCUCCGUGUUCCUGGCCUCGUUAAAGUGGGUGAUGAUGUAUUUGCCGUGGCUGAGGCGCAGUGUGGGGAGAAGGAUGGAGCCGGCAGCUGUCCUGGGAUUGUGUCAAAGCACCUGAAUAUAAGUGGCAGCGCAAUGGAUAUUUCUACGUCGGAUUUAAGUUUGUUUCGCAUGCAACUUGUGGACACCGCCGCGAGUAGUUUUGGGACAACAGAAGUGUUGCGGCCAACGACGGUUGUAAUUGGGAACAGUGUCUACAUGCUGGUGGGGAAAUACGGCCAUAAAGAGAAGCAGGUUGAAGGUACGAAUGAGCGGGGUCUUUUACUCGUGAAGGGAACUGUCACGGUGGAUGGUGAAAAGAAGAAACUUGUGUGGAAUGAGACCCAUUUGGUGAACCCUCAAGGCAGAGGAUAUUCUCGUUCCUUGACCGAGUUAGUUGGUGGCGGAGGAUCGGGUGCUGUGUUGCGUGACGGCGCGCUUGUGUUUCCCAUGCAGGCCAAAGACAAGGAUGGAACGAACGUUUUGCUGUCUAUGCGUUUCUCCAAUUCAGGGAACAAAUGGGAGCUUCCAUACGAGACGCCUGGUAACGGCUGCAGGGAUCCAACCCUGGUGAAGUGGAAAGAAAACGAAGACGACGAAAGACUCUUCAUGAUGGCUCAUUGUGCUGGAGGCUACUAUGACGUUUACAUGUCCACUGAGAAUGGGUACAAUUGGUACGGACACUUAAAACAAAUUACCCGCGUGUGGGGUAACACACACAAUCGAACAGGGGACGGCGUCCAGAGUGGAUCCACCACCGCAAUUAUUAAGAGAAAGAAGGUGAUGCUCAUCACCGCGCCGGUGUAUGCGAACGACAAUGGAAAAGGUCGGCUUCAUCUUUGGGUGACGGACAAGGCACGUGUGUAUGAUGUUGGGCCGGUAUCCCGUGAAGAUGAUGACGCCGCCGCCAGCUCGCUGUUGAUGAAAGAGAAGAAUAAGGAGUUGAUUUCACUGUACGAGAACAAGAAGAAAGACGGAGCAUACAAUCUUGUUGCUGUGCGUCUGACCGAGAAACUGGAGCGGAUAAAGGAAGUGGUGAAGAAAUGGAGGGAUUUGGACAGGGCCUUGAAAACAUGCCGUUCCGGUUCCGGUGGCACUGUUGACGCGCUCAGAAAGGAUAUGUGCAAUGGUCGUGUUCCCACCAAAGGGCUUGUUGGCUUCUUGUCCGGUAACUCAACUCAGACCGAGUGGAGAGACGAGUACCUCGGCGUGAAUGCAAAAGUGACGAAUGUGGAGAAAAGGGUUCCCAAUGGAGUGACGUUCAAAGGGUCUGGAGCAGGGGCGGAGUGGCCUGUUGGCGACAUGGGGCAGACUGUGCCGUACUACUUUGCGAACACCGAGUUUACUCUUGUGGCGACGGUGUCUAUCCACGAGGUGCCGAAGGAAGACAGCAGCCCCGUUCCUUUGAUUGGCGUGAGGAUGAAUGACACCAGCAGCACGGUCCUCUUUGGUCUGUCGUACACCCAUGACAAGAAGUGGUUGGCCAUACCGGAGGAUCCUGCUACUUCGAAGAUCGUCGAUGAGUGGGAGCCAAACAAGACAUAUCAGGUGGCACUGCGAAUGGAUGGUGAUGAUGAAUGGACUGUCUUUGUGGAUGGAAAGGGAAUUUGCCACACGAAAUAUAAUGAGAGUCUGUUUGACUCGCACAGGAUUUCACACUUCUACAUCGGUGGGGACAGUAAGGACCGAAGUGCAACGGGCGGCCAUGUGACGGUGACCAACGUCAUGCUGUACAACGAGGAACUGUGGGGAAAUGAACUGCGCAAACUCAAUGCCAGCAAAGUCACUAUUCCAUCACUGAGUGUCGAGAAACAACCCACAGAACAGGCGGCCAGCAAAGACGUCUCGGUUGCUUCCGAGCCAAGGAGUGAAGAAAGCGCCGCCAGCCAUGAGGAAUUGACUGAGGAUGAUACUGAUGAACAAGAGGAAGAAAUUGUCGAUGAUCUGCUGCUUGCAGCAUCCUCUUCCGAGGCUGACGGAACUGAAUUUUCUUCUGAAGACGUCGAGGAGGUGCUACAGACAGUCGACGCCGCACCGGGCAACACAAACACCACGCCUGGAGGCGAAGGGAUCCCCUCAACAAAAGGCGCGGCACGACACUCGGACAACAACACCUUCACCGGGGAAAUUGCGGAGUUGCUGUCCAUGGGUCUGAACCGUGACAGCACCGUGCAUGGGUGUGUGUCUCGGGUGUUGUUGCUGCUUCUGGGGCUGUGGGGCGCUGCGACUCUCUGUUGA